Molecule: messenger RNA, 1802 nt
Organism: Gasterosteus aculeatus aculeatus (three-spined stickleback)
Lineage: Eukaryota; Metazoa; Chordata; Actinopteri; Perciformes; Gasterosteidae
Gene: nherf1a
Product: NHERF family PDZ scaffold protein 1a
Biological process (GO): protein localization to plasma membrane
Cellular component (GO): apical plasma membrane
Molecular function (GO): signaling receptor binding; protein-membrane adaptor activity
Source: RefSeq, a predicted model, not a curated record
GCGUCGGAUUGGCGCUGGAAAAACCCGAUUGCGACACCGCGGUUCAAAGGGGAGGCUCCGCGCAGCGGAAAGUUCACCGACGGCCCGUCCCGCGGAAGUGCAGCUCGAGCGAAGUUUGCCGCAGCAGGUGUCCGCUCUUCUGCGACUCGAACGCGGUUUCGGAGAAGUGCGGCGAAAGUUUCCGCCCGCGAGAGAAGCGACGAGAUGUCGAACCUGCGCCCCAAACUGUGCGUGCUGGAGAAGGGAGCCGGCGGCUACGGGUUCCACCUGCACGGGGAGAAGGGCAAGACCGGCCAGUUCAUCCGGCUCGUGGAGGCGGACACUCCCGCCUCCGAGGCCGGACUCCUCGCGGGCGACCGCCUGGCCUUCGUGAACGGGGAGAGCGUGGAGGGCGAGAGCCACCAGCAGGUGGUCGCCCGGAUACGGGCCACCGCCGGCCCGCUGGAGCUCGUCGUCGUCGACGUCGCGACCGCCGAACUCCUGGAGAAACUCGACCUGCGGUGCCGGAGGGAGUUCGUCACCGAGGGGAUCCCGCUGCCCGGACGGGACGGCGACUCCGACCGCGUGGACGCGCGGAGCAACGGGACGUCCGCGGAGCCGCCGGCCGCCCCGAGUGAGAACGGGGACGCCGCCUCGGAGCGGUCCGAGCGGCUGAGCGUCAGCUCCAGCGCCAAGGAGGAGCGAGGCGGCCCCCGCCCUCGGCUCUGCCACGUGAAGAAGGGAGCCGGCGGCUACGGCUUCAACCUGCACAGCGAGAAGACCAAACCGGGCCAGUUCAUCAGAGCCGUGGACCAGGACUCCCCAGCACAGAGAGCCGGCGUGAGGGCCGCGGACAAGCUGGUCCAGGUCAACCGCAUGUCUGUGAUCGGCAUGCAGCACUCGGAGGUGGUCGCGGCCAUCAAGGCGGGAGGAGACGAGACCACGCUGCUGCUGGUGGACGCUGAGGCCGAGGACUUCUUCAAUAGAUGCAACGUGGUGCCCACCGAGGAGCACGUCACCGGACCUCUUCCUGAGCCGGCGUCAGAGAGAGCAUCACAGGAGGAGGAGCAUCAGGAGGAGGCGGCACCAGAGAGGAGGGCCAAAGUGUCGGUGAGCUCGUCGGCGUCCAGCGCCUCCUCCACCGCCUCGCUGCCCGCCGCCACCAGGGAGCCGCCCGCCGCACAGGCGGCUCCAGCAGACGGGUUGGGUCUCAGCAUGUCGCUGGCCGAGGCCAAAGAACGAGCGCGGCAGAAACGAGCGGCCAAGAAGGCGCCGUCCAUGGACUGGAGCAAGAGGAACGAACUGUUCGGCAACUUGUAAUCAUCAUCAGCAGCAGCACAUCGUCCCUCCUGACGCUCCGGGGACUUUUCACCUGACAGUGUUCAUUCAGAACAUUUUAAUCUGGUGUUCUACAGUAUUAUGAUGAUUAUCUGUUGUGAUUUACUUUUGCCACUCGACGUCUUUCCAAACAUGAGGAACGAAUGUUAAUAUAUAUUAUGGAGAAUGUAGUAGAGAAAAUAGUUAUGUACAGUUUCAAUAAUGCUUGGGGGGGAAAUGUUGUUUGCUGAGUUUAAAUUACAUUUUUAAAUCUAGUUUCAAUAAAUUUCUGAUUUAAAUUCUUUUUGCCUGCAAUCAGCACCUACAAUGAAAAGUGAGUGUUCUUGUCUGGUCUGCGUCGUGGGGAAAAUCACUCCCUCUGCUCUUAAUUGUACAUAUGAUUAAAUGAUUUCACAGCUCCUCGGUGAUUAUAAAAUGAUACUUUUACUACGUGAAACUAUAAAAGCAAUUUAUGAGCAGUGACAAAUAAACCUUUUGACAUACGA